AUGGGUUCCUCCCAUGAGACCAUCACUGCUUCCAAGAACACCAAGCAGCAACCCAUUGCUCAAGAUGACGCCAUCACAUCCCAGCCAGACGUUGACACCGCGGCUGGUGAGGUGUCCGAAUUCGAGAAACGCAAGGCCCAGGAUGGCGAGGCCAAGUUCACCCGCCUGGGCUGGAAGAGACUGACCAUCCUCCUCAUGGUCACGGCCAUUGCCCUUGGAACACUCUCCCUGCCUGCUGCCUUUGCAACCCUGGGCAUGGUGCUCGGCGUGAUUCUUACCAUCAUCUCCGGUCUCUUGGCCAUCUUUGCCGGCCUGCUCGUCGGCCAGACUAAGCUCAAGUACCCCGAAAUCCACGAUUAUGCCGACGCCGGACGCGUCCUGUUUGGAAAGGUCGGAUAUGAGAUCUUCCACUUCAUGUGCAUCCUGCAACUUCUCUUCCUUGCUGGCUCGCACUGCCUGACGGGAACUACCGCACUCAAGGUCAUCACGGCCAAGGACGUGUGCAGCGUGUACUUCGGCCUGGCUUCUGCCGCAGCCUUGUUCAUCAUUUCGUUGCCUCCCAGCUUCGCCGAAGUGGCCAUCCUCGGCUACGUGGACUUUGCAUCCAUUGUCAUCACCAUUGGCAUUACCAUCAUCGCCACUGGCAUCCAGCAUGACCCGUCCAACCCCCUCACGGCAUCUGACUGGUCCCUCUGGCCCAAGCCCGGCAUCACCAGCACGGACGCUUUCAUCGCCGUGCUGAACCUCGUCUUUGCGUACAGUUUCACCAUCGCCCAGUUCUCCUUCAUGGACGAGAUGCACACUCCCCGUGAUUUCAACAAGUCCAUCUGGUCUCUGGGAGUCAUCCAGAUCACCAUGUACGUCCUCACCGGAGCUCUCAUCUACGCCUUCGUGGGCCAAGAAGUCCAGUCCCCGGCACUCCUGUCCGCCGGCACCACCGUCAGCAGAGUCGCCUUCGGCGUAGCCAUCCCCGUCAUCUUCAUCAGCGGCGGCAUCCUCAUCGUCACGGCGGGGCGCAUGAUCCACGGCCGCAUCUACGCCAACAGCAUCACCCGCUACGUCAACACGACCAGGGGCUGGAUCACCUGGAUGCUCACCAUCACCGCCAUCGUCAUCGUCGGCUGGUUCAUCGCCGAGGUCAUCCCCAUCUUCAGCGACCUCGUGGCGCUCAUCUCCAGCCUGCUCAACUCGGGCUUCGCGCUCUACUUCCCCGCCCUGAUGUGGUUCAUGCUCCUGCGCGAGGGCAAGUGGAACACGCCCAAGAACCUGCUUCUGGGGGGUGCGAGCUUGAUUCUGCUGGUGAUUGGGCUUUUCUUGCUUACGGGCGGUACAUACGCCGUCGUUCGCAGCAUUGUUGAAGGGUACAAGUCAGGAGGAGUCAAGACGCCUUUCACAUGUUCAUAG
Clonostachys byssicola is the source of this 1404-nucleotide messenger RNA. Lineage: Eukaryota; Fungi; Ascomycota; Sordariomycetes; Hypocreales; Bionectriaceae. The record is from the annotation of a GenBank genome assembly.